This is a messenger RNA of Colletotrichum orchidophilum, 840 nucleotides long. RefSeq names its product short-chain dehydrogenase. NCBI's taxonomy places the organism in Eukaryota, Fungi, Ascomycota, Sordariomycetes, Glomerellales, Glomerellaceae. The transcript is spliced from 5 exons. Gene Ontology annotation, molecular function: oxidoreductase activity, acting on the CH-OH group of donors, NAD or NADP as acceptor. The record is from RefSeq and is a predicted model, not a curated record. The coding region runs from base 1 to 840 and encodes 279 amino acids.
AUGCCUUCUUACCUCGUCACAGGAGUGAAUCGCGGCAUUGGCUGGGGGUUUCUCAGCAAACUGUCCGAGGAUGCGAACAAUACCGUGAUUGGCAGUGUUCGCGACAAGGCUGCUGUUGAGAAGAAAAUUGCCGAUGAGCUUGGAAAUCGACAAAACAUUCACAUUGUCGAAUUUGAGCUAGGUGACUACAAUAGCAUUGAGAAAUCUGUUCCAGAAGUCUCCAAGAUUACUGGGGGCAAACUCGACUACAUCAUUGCCAACGCAGCAUUUGUCUCGACGGUUUCGAGCUGGCUGCCCAUUGGAAAGCAAGCCGAAAAGCCGCAAGAACUUGACGAGGAUCUUUUGAAGAGCUUCCAGAUCAAUGUUGUUGGCAACAUCCACCUCUUCCACCUCUUCCUACCUCUUAUUCUCAAGGGAGAUGUGAAGAAAGUCAUCGCCAUCAGCUCCGGUAUGGCUGAUCAAGAAUUGGUCAACCAGUACCGUCUCGAAGUCAGCGCCCCUUACUCCAUCAGCAAGACCGGCCUGAACAUGGCCGUGAGCAAAUUCCACGCCCAAUACGCCCAAGACGGGGUUCUCUUCAUGAGCAUCUGUCCCGGAAUCGUAAACACUGGACACAACCAGGACUUGAACGAGGAGCAGCAAGAGUACUUCCUCAAGACUGGUGCCAUUUUCAACGAAUAUGCGCCGGGUGUCUCGUUCGCCACUCCGGAGGAGUCUGUCAAUGAUGUUAUCAAAGUCAUCUACGACUCGAGCCUUGAGAAUGGGAGAGGAGGGGAGUUCAUUUCUCAUUUGGGUACCAAGAGGUGGCUGGAGGCCAACACAGGAAGCAUUCCCCUUUGA